CAUCGAUAUCACGGACGCGCUCCAUCACCAUCAGGAAAAUAUCGGAUUUCACCAAAAACUGGUGUACAAAUUGCUUUACCCACAUCUGAACAACUUCAAUGGCAAGCUCAAGAAUUAGGUGUAUUAAUUCAUUUUAAUAUUGCAACAUAUAUUGAUGUUGACGGAUGUUCUGGACAGAUGGUUCCAAAUAUUACUUUAUUCAAUCCAUAUCUAUUAAAUACAGACAAUUGGGUUCAAACUAUGACUGAUUAUGGUGCUCAAUAUGCUGUACUUGUUGCUAAACAUGCCUGUGGAUUUCAUAUGGCACCAACAAAGAUUAGAUUUCCUUCGAAUCCUUCUGGUCAACUAGUUCCAUAUACGUAUUCAAUUGAUUAUUCACCAAUGAAAGUUGUUAAUAAUAAUUGGUUUAAUGUUGAAAGUGGUUAUAUUCAAAAUACUACAUUACAGCCAGGUCAAGUAAAUAUUACACAAGAAACUUAUCAAAAUAUUGUAUUACAACAAUUAACGGAAAUUUGGACUAAAUAUGGUACUUUAGAAGAAAUUUGGUUUGAUGGAGGAUAUACAAUGGAGAUGGAAGCGCCAAUAACAGCUUUAUUAGCUGAACUUCAACCUCAAGCAAUUGCAUUUAAUGGUUAUGGUGUAUCACCAAAUCCUGCUCGAUGGAUUGGUACUGAAAUGGGUGUUGCACCUGAUCCAAAUUGGUCAACAGGCAUAACAAAUGAUGGUGGUGAUCCAGAUAGUUCAGUAUUUUGUCCUGCUGAAUGUGAUACAACUCUUCAAGAACAUGAUCGAUGGUUUUGGGGUGUUAAUGCAACACUUCGUCCACUUUCAGAAUUAAUUCAAGUUUAUCAUGAAACUGUUGGUCGAAAUUGCAUAUUAAUGCUUGAUCUUUCUCCUGAUCGAACUGGCCUUAUUCCAAUAGCUCAUGCUAAGCGUUAUAAAGAAUUAGGAGAUUUCAUUCGUUCUUGUUAUGGUACUUCGAUUUCACCCACUGAACAUGUCACAUUUGAUGAUUCAACUAUACAUAUUCUAUUAUUUGAUUCAUUUCCAGUCACUGUUGAUCGAUCAGUUAUCCAAGAAGAUCAAACUCAAGGUCAAGUUAUUCGAGCAUAUACUGUUGAUAUACAAUUAGCUAAUGCAACACAUACUGAUCAAUGGAUGACAGUUGCACAAGGCACAAGUAUUGGAAAUAAGAAAAUUGAUGUUUGGAAUGUAGGUCCACAAUUAAUCAAUGCUAUUCGAUUAAAUAUUACAAAAUCAGUUGAUACACCUGUGAUUAAAGCAUUUACUGUUCAUUUGUGCAAUUAA
This is a messenger RNA of Adineta steineri, 1308 nucleotides long. The record is from the annotation of a GenBank genome assembly. Lineage: Eukaryota; Metazoa; Rotifera; Eurotatoria; Adinetida; Adinetidae.